Molecule: messenger RNA, 1634 nt
Organism: Papaver somniferum (opium poppy)
Lineage: Eukaryota; Viridiplantae; Streptophyta; Magnoliopsida; Ranunculales; Papaveraceae
Product: adenylate kinase 4-like
Exons: 14
Coding region: 11-817 (268 amino acids)
Biological process (GO): nucleobase-containing compound metabolic process
Cellular component (GO): cytoplasm; mitochondrion
Molecular function (GO): ATP binding; AMP kinase activity
Source: RefSeq, a predicted model, not a curated record
UUCGAAGAGAAUGUCGAAUUCUUCAUCAUCUGUAGACUUGGAGAAUGUGGACUCUGUUAGUCUCAUGACUGAGCUUCUUUGUCGUAUGAAGUGUUCUACCAAACCUGACAAACGUCUUAUUCUCAUCGGUCCACCUGGGUCAGGGAAAGGUACUCAGUCACCUAUUAUUAAGGAUGAGUAUUGUUUGUGUCACUUAGCGACUGGGGAUAUGCUAAGAGCUGCUGUUGCUGCUAAGACACCUCUCGGAGUUAAGGCUAAAGAGGCUAUGGAGAGAGGAGAUCUUGUUUCUGAUGACUUAGUUGUUGGCAUCAUUGACGAAGCAAUGAAGAAACCAUCAUGUCAAAAAGGGUUCAUUCUUGAUGGGUUCCCAAGAACAGUAGUUCAAGCAGAAAAGCUUGAUGAGAUGCUUGGGAAGCAGGGAGCUAAAAUUGACAAAGUGCUGAACUUCGCGAUUGAUGAUUCCAUCUUGGAGGAGAGAAUUACUGGUCGGUGGAUCCAUCCUUCAAGUAGGAGCUACCACACAAAAUUUGCACCCCCUAAAGUUCCCGGCAUUGACGAUGUCACUGGAGAGCCUUUGAUUCAGAGGAAAGAUGACACCGCUGAGGUUCUCAAAUCGAGGCUGGAGUCAUUCCACAGGCAAACCAAGCCGGUCAUUGAUUACUAUGGGAAGAAGGGCGUUGUUGCUGCACUUCAUGCCGAGAAAUCUCCAAAAGAUGUGACUUCAGAGGUUCAAAAGAUUUUUUUUGUUGGUGGUGGUGCACAACAGAUAUCGAAACAAACCAGCAUCUGUAUCAGAUUCGCAACAGACCUUCCAUGACUCUCGCGUCAACCACCCUACUGGCAAGAUGAAGAAGGCAAGAAUUAGGAAACCCAUCCUCCUUAUAUGCCUAAACCUAUAGACUAAAGUGUGUCGCAGUGGGUCUAAUCCCAUUAGAAAUAUAAGGAUCACAACAGUAAAGAUGCAACUUUCUCACAAUAGCAUUCCAUCAAGUUCAUUUAUUUCAAAAUAUGUAGCAAAGCAUCAUGGAUUCAAUGCCGACAAUUUUUGUUGUUGGUGCUGGUGCACAACAGAUAUCGAAACAAACCAGUAUCCGUCUCAGAUUCGCAACAUCCCUUCCAUGACUCUCGCGUCAACCACCCUACUAUCAAGAUGAAGAAGGCAAGAAUUAGGAAACCCAUCCUCCUUAUAAGCCUAAACCUACAGACUCAAGUGUGUCGCAGUGGGUCUAAUCGCAUUAGAAACAUAAGGAUCACAACAGUAAAGAUGCAACUUUCUCACAAUAGCAUUCCAUCAAGUUCAUUUAUUUCAAAAUAUGUAGCAAAGCAUCAUGGAUUCAAUGCCGACAGUAAGUUCAUACAUGCCAUCAGUCUCUUUGAGAAACAUUCUCGCAUCCAUGGUACAUACUUCGUCAAACAUGUUUCGCGAAGCAUUGCAUGAUUUCCAAGCAUCCAUAAACUUAUUCUCUCUUUAAAAGAGUUUUCAAGAUAAUCACAUUGCAUGUAUAUCCUUAGGAUGUCUUUGAUUUGUGCUGGAGGGGUAUGUACGACGCCUGAUAAAAAAAAUCUAUUGUAAGUAAGUCGAGAAUGUUUUCAUUUUUGGAACAUAGGGAGGUAAUUUUUAUUGUAAUUUUUCA